UUCCGCUUGCCGUUCCAUUUUCGAGGUCGUCCUUGAGAGAACGCAUUCUCGACGGGUUCAAAGUAGAAAGCAACAAUGGCUGAUACGCUUAUGCUUCGUGGAACCCUUAAGGGUCACAGCGGUUGGGUCACCGCCAUCGCUACCACCCCCGAGUCUCCUGACAUGAUCUUGUCGGCUUCCCGGGACAAGACCAUCAUUGUCUGGCACUUGACUCGCGAUGAGCAGACCUACGGUGUUCCCCGUCGUGCCCUCACUGGCCACAACCACUUCGUCUCUGACGUUGUUAUCUCCUCUGACGGCCAGUUUGCUCUCUCUGCUUCCUGGGACAAGACGCUCCGCCUCUGGGACUUGAACAGCGGCACCACCACCCGUCGUUUCGUCGGUCACACCAACGAUGUCCUCUCCGUUUCCUUCUCCCCUGACAACCGUCAGAUCGUGUCUGGAUCCCGCGACAAGACCAUCAAGUUGUGGAACACCCUUGGCGAGUGCAAGUUCAACAUCACUGAGGACGGUCACACCGAGUGGGUUUCAUGCGUGCGCUUCUCCCCCAACCCUGCCAACCCUGUCAUUGUUUCCUCUGGCUGGGACAAGCUCGUGAAGGUGUGGGACUUGACCAAGUGCAAACUGAAGACCAACCACUACGGACACACCGGCUACAUCAACAACGUUACCAUCUCUCCCGACGGUUCCCUUUGCGCUACCGGUGGAAAGGACGGCAUCACUAUGUUGUGGGACUUGAACGAAGGAAAGCACCUCUACUCACUCGAUGCUGGAGAUGUCAUCAACGCUCUUUGCUUCUCCCCCAACCGCUACUGGCUCUGUGCUGCCACUGGCUCUGGUAUUAAGAUCUGGGAUUUGGAGAGCAAGAGCAUUGUUGACGAGCUCCGUCCUGAGUUCCCUGAGCAAGGCAAGAAGGCCACUCCUCCCCAGUGUAUCUCCAUUGCCUGGUCUGCGGACGGUCAAACUCUCUUCUCUGGCUACACUGACAACGACAUCCGCGUGUGGCAGGUUAUCCGCUCAGCAUAAGUGUUUUGUUUGGGUUGUGGUAGGCGAUGAUGAGUGUGGGAUAGAGGGCAGCGGUUCAUAGUGCAUAGGCCACGUCUUUUGUAUAUUAUGUGACGACCUGUGCUGGUAUGGCGAUGAUCUUGUUCUAUUCUCGCCUCUCAUUGGUGGAGGUGGUGAAGGAACGGCAACAGAGGUUGAAUGGAAUGCAAUGUAUCUUAACUCCAUCGGGUGUGUAUAUCGCUUUCACAUUAAAUUUCAGAUUCCUAUCUACUGUCCAUGGCUCGCUUGUCCUAUGUAACGGUAGUCCUGAGAGCAUUUCCGCUAAUCGGAAAAUGACCAGAAAAUAAAGUAAAGGUAAUCAGAUC
Molecule: messenger RNA, 1370 nt
Organism: Spizellomyces punctatus DAOM BR117
Lineage: Eukaryota; Fungi; Chytridiomycota; Chytridiomycetes; Spizellomycetales; Spizellomycetaceae
Product: guanine nucleotide-binding protein subunit beta-2-like 1
Exons: 5
Coding region: 76-1026 (316 amino acids)
Biological process (GO): positive regulation of protein phosphorylation; rescue of stalled cytosolic ribosome
Cellular component (GO): nucleus; cytosol
Molecular function (GO): translation regulator activity; protein kinase C binding; ribosome binding
Source: RefSeq, a predicted model, not a curated record